Molecule: messenger RNA, 1686 nt
Organism: Penicillium canariense
Lineage: Eukaryota; Fungi; Ascomycota; Eurotiomycetes; Eurotiales; Aspergillaceae
Exons: 5
Coding region: 1-1686 (561 amino acids)
Source: RefSeq, a predicted model, not a curated record
AUGGUCAUCGAUUCGGGCCGAGAGUCAGUGGCUUAUCACAUCCCGGCGCCUACGCAGGAUCAGCCCAAGACCAAGCCGUUGCCCGUGACCUUGCUCUCGGGGUUCCUGGGAAGUGGAAAGACCACUCUUCUGAAACACAUUCUCAAGUCGCCCGAUCAUGGCCUGCGCGUUGCUGUCAUUGUCAAUGACAUGAGUCAGCUCAAUAUUGAUGCUGCCCUUAUCAAGAACCACAAGGUCUCCCAAACGACAGAGAAGAUCAUCCAGCUGCAGAACGGCUGUAUCUGUUGUACCCUUCGUGGGGACCUACUCUCCGAAUUAGCACAUCUCACAAAGCAAAACGAAAUCCAGUAUGUCAUAAUCGAGAGCACAGGCAUUAGUGAGCCGAUGCAGGUUGCCGAAACAUUUACCGCGGAGUUCAGCGCCGCCAUGCUAGAGGCGGAGGAUCAAAUUGCAGACGCUGAUGAGGACACAAAAAGGGUCUUGAAAGAGAUCGUUGAAAUGGGUGGCCUUCACACAAUGGCUCGCCUCGACACCACAGUGACAGUGAUCGAUGCUUUCAACCUCCUCUCCAACUUUGACACCACAGAGUUUCUCUCUGACCGAUAUGGACAAGACGAGAUCGUGCCUGAGGAUGAGCGCACGAUCUCUGAUCUCAUGGUCGACCAGAUUGAGUUUGCCGAUGUGCUCAUCAUCAACAAGAUUGAAUCUAUUGAUCACGCAACAAGGGACAAAAUCUCGCAAUUAGUCAAGCUGCUCAAUCCAGACGCUAAGGUCCUCAUGUCCAGCUAUUCUCAGGUCGACGUACGUGAGAUUGUUGCAACGAACAGAUUUGAUUUCGUACGUGCUGCCUCAGGCGCGGGGUGGUUGCGCAGCUUGCACGAGAUGACGGUUCGGCAGACGGGUAACGGAGAGCGUAUAGCUCCCAAGCCAGAGACUCUCGAGUACGGAAUUAACAACUUCGUUUAUUCCGCUCGGCGCCCCUUCCACCCACGUCGUCUCUUCUCUCUCCUCCACGACAAGUUCAUUCUUCUUCAGAACAAUGAAGUGGAUGAAGAGGAGGGAGACGACAGUAUGGAGGAAGACGAUGAUGAUCAAGACGAUGAGAUGGACACCGAGGCCGACUCCGUGCAGGACUUCGACCAGCCAGAUCCCGAGGAUAUUCUAAAAAACAAGCGACAACACCCUGCUUUCGGGCCUGUGCUGCGUUCCAAGGGCUUCUUCUGGUUAUCCACUCGGUCAUUCCAGUUCGGUGAGUGGAGCCAAGCGGGCGGUAUGUUGACAGUUGGCUGUGGGGGCCCUUGGUUCUCCGAGGUACCCGAGGAGGCCUGGCCGGAAGACGAAGAUGUCAUCAAGUCAAUUCAUAAUGACUUCCAAGGCCUCUGGGGAGACCGGCGCCAGGAAUUAGUGUUCAUUGGCGAGGGAAUUGACCAAGCUGCCAUCUCUGCCAUUCUGGAUGAGUGUCUGCUGGAUGAUGAGGACAUGGAGCAGUGGGAGAAAGUCAUGAAGAGCAAGAAGCUCAGCCGAGAGGCUAAAACGAAAAAGCUUGCCAGUAUCUGGGAAGACGGGUGGGAGGAAUGGCCUGCCUUUGAGAUCGAGGGUGAGAAGGAGCUGGGCACGCACCGCAUCAGCGAGUAUUUGGGCCAUCAAAAUGACCAUAGGAAGGGUCAUAAGCACAGUCAUCGCUAG